Messenger RNA from Antechinus flavipes (yellow-footed antechinus), 3517 nucleotides. Its product is annotated as zinc finger protein 665-like. The coding region runs from base 1 to 2670 and encodes 889 amino acids. Gene Ontology annotation, biological process: regulation of DNA-templated transcription. The transcript has 5 exons. Gene Ontology annotation, molecular function: DNA-binding transcription factor activity, RNA polymerase II-specific; RNA polymerase II cis-regulatory region sequence-specific DNA binding. Lineage: Eukaryota; Metazoa; Chordata; Mammalia; Dasyuromorphia; Dasyuridae. The record is from RefSeq and is a predicted model, not a curated record.
AUGAAAGUCUUGGCCAAGGUCAUACGAGACUGCCGGGGAUUCCGGUCAGCACCAGCCCGGGCAGAGGAGCCUCAGACCCCGGCCUCCCUCUCUGAGGUCCCUCUCCCUCCCCCGCCCGGCCGGCAGAGCGCCCAAGCCCGGAACCAGACAGAUGGCGCUUGGCAGCCAGAGACCCUUGUGCCAGACCUACCUGGGGAGUGCAAGCACAGCCCUGCAUUUCUAGGAGACAACUACGUCAAGGAGUUGGUGACCUUCAAGGAUGUGAUAGUGGACUUCACUGAGGAGGAGUGGGACCUCUUGGAGCCUUCUCAGAAAGAGCUGUACAAGGAGGUCAUGCUGGAGAAUGUCCAGAAUCUGCUGUCCCUGGAUGUGGAGUCCAACUUGGAAUGGAAUGAGAGGACUAGAAAGCUGAGACUUUUUGUGGAAGAAUGCGAUCUGCAAAGAUUCAUGAAAUAUUGUCCCUGUGCCUUGACUUUGAAGGAAAUCCAUGCCUCUAACAUCAAAGUAGAUAACUCGAAGUCUGACUGUGAAUUGAAGAAAAGUAGAAAGAGAUUCAGGCAGUCUUCUUUCCUAAAUCACUAUAAGAAAAUGAAUUCAGGGAAUAACUGUCUUCUGGACAGUGAAUAUCAGAAAUGUUUUCCUGACAAGGUAGAGCUUUUUCAUUCUCAGGAGAAAACUCCUGAAAUACUAAUGAAUCCAAAUAUUCAAUGGGAAAUGGCCUUCAGGAAGAGUUCAGAACUUGCCAGACAUCAGAAAAAUGAUAAUGGGGAAAUGUUUUGUGUGGGUAGUCAAGGUGGAAAGGCCUUGAGUCAGACCUCUAAGCUCCUUAGUCAGCUGGCAAUUCAGAGAAGAAAGCAACCUGAUGAGUAUAAUGAAUGUCAAGCAAUCUCAUCCCAUCAUUCAUCUCUUCCUUUCCAAUCUAGAGUUGACCCUGGAAUGAAAAAACCUUCAUUUGGUGAUUGUGGGAAGGCCAAUAGUUGGAACUCAGACCUUGAUAGAUCUCAGAAGAUUCAUCCUGGAGAGUUUUAUAAAUAUAAUGAAGGUGGGAAGAUCUUCACACAGCAAUUCUUUCUAGCUGUUCCUGAGGAAUUCCACACUGGUGAGAAUUCUUUAGAAAGUAAUUACUGUGGAAAGACUUUUGCAUCUAGUUCCACUCUUAGUAAGCAUCAGAGAAUGCACACUGGAGAGAAACCUUAUAAAUGUAAUCAAUGUGGAAAGGCUUUCACAUGCAAGGGAGAUCUUAGCAAACAUCAGAGACUCCACACUGGAGAGAAAUCUUUUAAGUGUAAUCAAUGUGGAAAGUCUUUCAGAUUCAAUUAUGUGCUUAUAGAACAUCAGAGAAUUCACACUGGAGAGAAACCUUAUAAAUGUAAUCAAUGUGGAAAAGCUUUCAUAGCUAGAGCUGGUCUUGCUUUACAUCAGAGACUCCAUACAGGAGAAAAGCCUUAUAAAUGUAAUCAAUGUGGAAAGGCUUUUACACACAGUGCCAAUCUUGCUUUACACCAAAGAAUCCAUACUGGAGAGAAACUUUUUAAAUGUAAUCAAUGUGGAAAGGCUUUUAUAACAAGAGCCAGUCUUGCUUUACAUCAGCGAAUCCACCCUGGAGAAAAACCUUAUAAAUGUAAUCAAUGUGGAGAGGCUUUCAUAAAGAGAGACAGUCUUGCUUUACAUCAGGAAAUCCACACUGGAGAAAAACCUUAUCAAUGUAAUCAAUGUGGAAAGUUUUUCACAUGCAAGGGAGACCUUAGCAGACAUCAGAAAAUCCACACUGGAGAGAAACCUUUUAAAUGUAAUCAAUGUGGAAAGACUUUCAUAUAUAAUUACAGGCUUACAGAACAUCAGAGAAUCCACACAGGAGAAAAGCCUUAUAAAUGUAAUGAAUGUGGAAAGGCUUUCAUAAAGAGUACAAAUCUUGCUGUACAUCAGAGAAUCCACACUGGAGAAAAGCCUUAUAAAUGUAAUCAAUGUGGAAAGGCAUUCAGAUAUAAUUACAAUCUUGCAGAACAUCAGAGAAUCCACACAGGAGAAAAGCCUUACACGUGUAAUCAAUGUGGAAAGCCUUUCACUUGCAAGGGAGAUCUUAGCAAACAUCAAAAAAUUCACAUGGGAGAGAAACUUUUUGAAUGUAAUCAAUGUGGAAAGACUUUCAGAAGAAAUUACAUGCUUGCAAAACAUCACAGAAUCCACACACAAGAAAAGCCUUAUAAAUGUAUUCAAUGUGGAAAGGCUUUUGUAAAGAGAGACAGUCUUGCUUUGCACCAGGAAAUCCACACUGCAGAAAAACCUUAUCAAUGUAAUCAGUGUGGAAAGGGUUUCACAUGCAAGGGAGAUCUUAGCAGACAUCAGAAAAUCCACACUGGAGAGAAGCCUUUUAAAUGUAAUCAAUGUGGAAAGGCUUUCAUAUAUAAUUACAGGCUUACAGAACAUCAGAGAAUCCACACAGGAGAAAAGCCUCAUAAAUGUAAUCAAUGUGGUAAGGCUUUCAUAAAGAGUGCAAAUCUUGCUGUACAUCAGAGAAUCCACACAGGAGAAAAGCCUUAUAAGUGUAAUCAAUGUGGAACGGCAUUCAGAUACAAUUACAAUCUUGCAGAACAUCAAAGAAUCCACACAAGAGAAAAGCCUUAUAAGUGUAAUCAAUGUGGAAAGGCUUUCAUGCAAGGGAGAUCUUAGCAGACAAGAAAAUCAAUGGGGGAGAGAAACCUUUUGAAUGUAAUCAAUGUGGAAAGCCUCUUACAUUCUGUGCCUGUCUUGCUAGACUCCAGAGAACUCACAUUCGAAAGAAAUCUUUUGAAAGUAUUCAGUGUGGAAAGACUUGCACAGAAGUGAAAUCUUGUUGAACAUCAAAGAACCCACACUGGAGGGACACACUUUGAAUGUAAUCAGUGAGGAAAGGAUUUCACACAUAGGUCCUUUCCAACUGCACAUCACAGAAUCCACACUGGAAAGACAACUUAUAAAUCAAAUUAAUGUGCAAAGGCAUUCAGCUACAAAUCCAAGAUUGCUAAACAUCAGAGAAUGCUCACUAAGGAGAAGUAUUAUGAUGAUAAUAAAUGUGAAAUGAUUUCACAAAGACUUCCCAUCUGGCUGUAUAUGAGACAAUCCACACUGGAGAAAACCUUAUAAAUGUAUUCAAUGAGGAAAGGCUCUCAGAGAAAUAGUCCUGCUGAACAUCACAGUAUUCAAGAGCAAGCCCUGGGGGCAGCUGGGUUGGGCUGGGGUCUCAGCUGAAGUGUCCAAAGGUUGAUUUAAUUCCUUGAAGCUGGCCAAUACAACUGUAGCUGACUAAAAUCGAGAAUACAAAACAAUUCUAACAAAUACAGGAUCGAAUGAUCCGAGAGAAAAAGACAAGUCCACAAGGACUUCUAUAAAAUGUACAAAGACCAAUGUAUAUUGAGCAGCAAUCUUCAAGUAAUGAAAUAUAUUUAUAUCACAGGUCAUACAAUAUAUACCUAUCUUAAAGAUGUUUCAGUUUUAGUUUCAAAUUAACAAUAAAAUAACAGUUCAUUCUUAUGGCCAA